CAGUGGUCUAUCUUGUGGUAGAGACUAUACUACAGGUAGUUUAGUAACUUUAGGUUAAUCGGUCAUUUCAAUAAAAAUGGAACCUAUGGAAAUUGAAUACUACCGUUUUGAAUGGAAGGUCGGUACAGCACCUAUGGAUAAUGAGGAGAACGUGAUGAUCGAUGAUGCUUAUAAUAUCCACUGCAUAAAGAAGCAUCCAUUUUACGUCACAAUUGAAUUGCCCCGUACACUUAUAGGACCUCGACUUAUAAUCUUCAGUUUGAUCAAUUCUUUAUUACAUAGUCAACUCAUUGAACGCUGUGAAAAGCAUACUAAAUCUGAUCGAUUAACAAAAUUAUGUCAUAAAGCACUCCCAUUAGUCAUACAUGAAGAUCUUUCUUCGGAUUACCCUUAUAGGUAUGCCGAGAAUGGGAGUGUUGCAAUCAUACUGCCACCGCAACAGCAAGUACAUGGAAUUCCUCUCUAA
Messenger RNA from Chelonus insularis, 466 nucleotides. RefSeq lists its product as uncharacterized. The record is from RefSeq and is a predicted model, not a curated record. The transcript is spliced from 3 exons. The coding region runs from base 77 to 466 and encodes 129 amino acids. Lineage: Eukaryota; Metazoa; Arthropoda; Insecta; Hymenoptera; Braconidae.